Molecule: messenger RNA, 1306 nt
Organism: Hibiscus syriacus
Lineage: Eukaryota; Viridiplantae; Streptophyta; Magnoliopsida; Malvales; Malvaceae
Product: 1,4-dihydroxy-2-naphthoyl-CoA synthase, peroxisomal
Exons: 9
Coding region: 121-1137 (338 amino acids)
Biological process (GO): menaquinone biosynthetic process
Cellular component (GO): cytosol
Molecular function (GO): 1,4-dihydroxy-2-naphthoyl-CoA synthase activity
Source: RefSeq, a predicted model, not a curated record
UCUUAUCUUAUCUGAUUUCUCAACAAAAGCGUAUGAAAUCUCAAUCACAUCUACGGUGGCCGCUCGCUAACGCCAUCCCUCCUCCCCGGUCUCACUUCUGCCUACUCUCCACCAACCCCAAUGGCCAAGAUUUCAGACAAGGACCUCAACGCCGUAACGAGAAGGAUUGCAACCAUCUCCAACCAUCUCCUGUUGCCGAUCAGUUCAGGCUCGAAUUCCGGUUCGAGCGGUGGUUCUAUCGGGCUGUGUAAUGCUUUCAUGGAUGAUAGCUAUCAUAGAAUCCAUGGUGAAGUUGCAAGCCAUGAGGUUGAGUGGAAAUCCGCUUGCGAUGAGUAUGACAAAGAGUUCACCGAUAUUAUUUAUGAAAAGGCUGUCGGCGAAGGCAUUGCAAAGAUUACAAUAAAUAGACCGGAGAGAAGAAAUGCUUUCCGUCCGCAGACGAUUAAGGAGCUUAUACGUGCGUUUAAUGAUGCCAGGGAUGAUAGUUCAAUUGGAGUCAUAAUUCUCACUGGGAAGGGAACCAAGGCUUUCUGUAGCGGUGGUGACCAGAAGUUGCGAAAAGCUGAUGGUUAUGCUGAUUUUGAACAUUUUGGCCGCCUUAAUGUCUUAGAUCUUCAGGUUCAAAUUAGGCGACUUCUGAAGCCAGUGAUCGCGAUGGUUGCUGGUUAUGCUGUUGGAGGAGGACAUGUGUUACAUAUGGUUUGUGAUCUGACCAUUGCUGGAGACAAUGCUAUUUUUGGUCAAACUGGUCCCAAGGUGCUUACAUAUCAUAUUGUAUUUGAUCUGGAAACGAUUAAACUGGUUGGACCUAAAAAGGCACGCGAAAUGUGGUUUCUUGCCAGGUUUUACACUGCCUCCGAGGCAGAGAAAAUGGGGCUUGUGAAUGCUGUUGUGCCGCUAGAGAAAUUAGAGCAAGAAACAAUUAAAUGGUGCAGAGAGAUCCUAAGAAAUAGUCCAACAGCAAUCAGAGUGCUCAAAUCAUCUCUUAAUGCAGUUGAUGACGGCCAUGCUGGACUUCAGGAACUUGGUGGAAAUGCCACACUGAUCUUUUAUGGAACUGAAGAAGGGAACGAGGGGAAGACCGCCUAUGUGCAACAUAGACGUCCAGAUUUCUCAAAGUUUCCAAGGCGACCCUAAAGUUGGAUUCGAAUGGUUUGUAAUUUGGAAUCUACCACUUUUUUGUAAUCUAUUUAUGGACGAGUCUUCUCCGGAGAAUAUGCUUGCUCUUUGAUGCAAUGUAUACUUGUUUAUUGCCUGUAAAACAAUCUCAUGAACAGGCUUAAGUUAAUCAAAUUUGCUUCAUUAA